This is a messenger RNA of Musa acuminata subsp. malaccensis (wild Malaysian banana), 1252 nucleotides long. Lineage: Eukaryota; Viridiplantae; Streptophyta; Magnoliopsida; Zingiberales; Musaceae. The record is from RefSeq and is a predicted model, not a curated record.
UACCGGCGGUGACAGGCUCCGAGCGCUGCGGAUGACGAGGCACCUCGGGUGACCCCGGAGAAUGGCGACCGCUUUACAUCCGGCCUCGCUACGCCGACGCACGACUCGCCCUCGCCAUCGACAUCACUCUACUCUCUCUCUCUCUCUCUGACUCUCAAAGGGCGAGAUGGCGGAAUCAGAGGGCGUAGAUCAGAGGUCCAACGGCGCUCCCGGCGACGGAGGGGGCGGCGUCGCGCGUCCGAUCAAGAUCGAGUUCGAUCCCGUCACUCCUGGCGGCGGCGAGACGCUCUACUCCGUCAUCUGCGACUUUGUCGCCGGCGUCGCCUCGCCCCCGCCUCCCUCCCUCCUUCAGCGGCUCAGAUCCUCCGCCGCUAAGGCCGCUCCCCGCCUUCGGGAAGCUUCCAGAAUCUCCGUCCGCGACCUCCUCCUCUGGACCCGCCGCGGCGGCCCCCUCCGCGCCCUGUUUGUCAUCUCGGUUGGAACAAUCAGUCUUCUGGCAUUGACAGGGUUGCUAAGUUUUAUAAUUUUCUUGUUCGUGGCAACACUGAAUGCUGUCGUUGUCUCGUUACUGAUGUCGUUGGCAGCUGCUGGAGGAUUUUUAGCAGUUUUCUUUGCCUGCUUAACUGCAAUAUAUAUUGGAGCAGUAUCGUUUGCGAUUUUCAUAAUCUCCACUGCAACCAUCUCAGCAAUAAUUGCUAUCAUAAUAGCUACUGGAUGGAUUGGGUUCUUCUGGAUUAUUUGGCUUGCUGUUAAGAAAAGUCUGGUCCUCACCAAGCGAUCAGUGAGAAUGACGAGCUCUGCAAUAUCGGCAUAUUCGGUUGCUCGGCAAACAAAUCAAAACCCACGGGUUGAAUCCAAAGAAUGACUGUGGUCACACGUAAUCUCCGACUUAUUUCUCCUCGGGAGAUCGAUCUCUUGUGGAGUUUGAACAUGUAGCUGUAUGCAAAGUGUGAAGUACCAAUAAAGACCCUGGUUAAGUUCAUCUGCAACAUCUCCAGUUAAAAGUGUUGCAGUUACUUGAAGCCUAUGUGCAUAGUUGCUCUAAAACCAGAUCUUUUUCUUGAAAAGAAAUGCUUGAUCGAGUCUCAGUGACUCAGUUUAGCUAGUGAUAUUGUCAUCAACCAGACACAGACCUCACGGCUUCUUUCAUGUUGUAUGCUUCAGCUUAUCCGAAACUCGUUUCGGAACAUCUAUCAAGAGCUUUCAUCUUUUGUAAAAUUUAUACUACCAACUUAUAUAUGUUUGUUUCUAU